GGAUGUCGGCUUCGGCCAGUCGGGAGCAUGUCGGGAGUAUUCGUUUUCGUUCAGUCAUUCCGAUAACGGAUAAAGAACGAUAUCGGGCUAGAGUUAUUAUCGGAAAUCUACCUUCCUUAUAGAAUCUAUUACUCUAGCCAACAAACUACACAGUCUGGAAACGUUCUUCGAGUCGUGCAGAAAAUAGCAGAGUACAUACAUCUCUGCGCAAACUGGUAAACGACUUGGUUGAUUGAAAACAAGAAGAUGUCGCUGGACGAUCAAUUCAACAAAGCUGUAGAGGAUGUGAAGGAAUUGGCUUCUACGCCUUCUGAUGCUGAUCUCUUGGAGAUUUAUGCUUUAUACAAACAGGCUACUGUCGGUGAUUGUAAUACAGCAAGACCAGGAAUGUUGGAUUUCAAAGGAAAAGCGAAGUGGGACGCUUGGAACGGUAAGAAGGGUCUAAGCCAAGACGACGCUAAACAGCAAUACGUAGACAAGGUCGAAGCACUGACCCAGUCCAUUGGAAAGAAGUAAUCGAAUCGCACUUGUUUAUUUUGGUGCAAUAUUGUCUUUCUAAAUCCGCCUUUGCAAGCCUUGCACAAACAACGCACUUCUACACGAGAUAAAGAAUGGCGAUAUACCGAGUCAUGGCCUUCAAUCAUGAUCUAUACAAUUUUGUUACUUCUUAGCUUUUAUAUUAUAAUUUAUAUCUAUAAACGUACAUCACAAAAUAUUACAUCACACAAGAUUGCAGACUAGGGAAUUGAUUAAAAAUAAAAACGUUAGUGAAUCAUAA
Belonocnema kinseyi is the source of this 778-nucleotide messenger RNA. It is a transcript of the gene Acbp1, whose product is annotated as acyl-CoA-binding protein-like. The transcript has 4 exons. Bases 247 to 516 code for a protein of 89 amino acids. NCBI's taxonomy places the organism in Eukaryota, Metazoa, Arthropoda, Insecta, Hymenoptera, Cynipidae. Gene Ontology annotation, biological process: fatty acid metabolic process. The record is from RefSeq and is a predicted model, not a curated record. Gene Ontology annotation, molecular function: fatty-acyl-CoA binding.